AGACAUAUGUGAAUGUACAAAUAACUUUAAAUUUAAUGACUUAGAAUUAGUAAGUUUUACUGGGUGUCAGACAACAGAGGCUCGUGAUUGGCUAUAUCCUGACGCAUUGAAGGUGACGCUCGGUGACGUUGCAGAUGUCUGUGCUUUACCUGGAGCGGCUAGCAAGAGUGAAAAUGUUGUAUUGAACCGAUUCGGCGGACAUUUUAUAUACUUUUGGUCGGAUUUUGUGUCAUUCGAGAGGCUGUGAGCACAGAAGGUACCACGGAAAACGGCACUGCACUAUAGGGGGAGAGAGGAGGACAGUAUCGCGCUUCAACGGAGGAGAGAGGAGGUCGGCAACUACUCGCGCGGGGAAGAGACGAAGGCAGCACCGCGGGCCAGUGGGGAAGUGAGGACGGUAACAGGUGGCUGUCUGCUGAAUCUGGACGUAAGGUGCUGCUGGUGAGACGUGGGAAAGUUCGUUUUCAUCUAGUUCUGAAAUUUUUCACGUUUUGCUUUUCAUUGGAUUUUUUUUGUCAAGUCAUGAGGCGGGCGUUUUAGCUGGUUAGCUAACUCUGCUAAGAUAGCUAAAAGCUACGUUUCUUACUCAAGGGGCUGUUUAAGCAGAGAUGAACGUUGUUUAGUGCAGUUUAACAUGACAUUUUCACCUGUUGGCUGCCAGCGCAUUCCACAGUGAGGCAGACACUGCACCAAGUUGAGCCCCCCGUGAACGCCUGCACCCAGAGAGAGCAGUAACAUUAGCUGUAAGGGAUGGAUGACCACAACCUGGAAGGAGCUCGCCAGGUCAUGAUCAGUGAAAUGAUGAAGAGAAAGCCAAAUGGACCCGUCAUCAAGAAGGAGAUGGAUGUGACGUUUGCUCUUCGGAGAAAAGAAGUUGUCAUAGACAAGCCUGCCAUCAGCCAGAUAAUACGUCGAUGGCCAGCUCUAUUCACAGAAAGCCAGGUUUGUUAUGAGUUCAACAGAGUGGUGGGGAAAAAUCUUAGAGAGAACUUCUUUGAUGCACUUGACCAUCUCUCCCCAAGCCUGAUGGACCUCUUCAGGAAGAAGAACGGCCUCACUGGCCAGCUUUUGGCUGAGCUUUUACAUCAGACAAAGACCACCGAACCAACAGACAUCAGGUGCCUCUGUCUUCGGGGACUGGCAGUCAUCUUGGGGGAUGAUCCAUCUGCUUUCUUCAAGACCUCCUCCGAUGCAACUGACAAAGACUCCUACAGUCAGACUUCAGUGGGAAUCCUCUGCAUUGGUCAAGAAAGUUCUCAGCUCAACCCAUCCAGAGUGGGGAUCAUCUUGGAGGGGACUGUGGUAAUGGAUGAACUGGCAAACCUGCCUCAGGCCUUCUUUGUCCUUUUUGGCCUGAUUUAUGCCCUGCACCUUGACUACCCCAAGUGUAUGAAAAAUACCUUCCACUUUGUUCAGCAGGUAAUGUUCAACCUGGGUAAAAGUGAGCUGGCACCCAAAAUACAAACCUUGAAAAAUCAGCUCUCAGAGUAAAACAGGGUUCGAAUAGGUAAACUACUGCUCCAGAUAUUCAGCACACUUGUAUACUAACAUGUUUACUGGUGUGCUGUUUGCAGUGCAUGUUUUAUGGUGUUAGCACUGAUUUUACAGUUCUGUUUUACAAGGUCCCUGUUUGAUACAGACUUGCAGCAAAUAGGGUUAAAGGGAUAAUUAAUUAUUUUUUUUAUUUGGGGUUAUAUGAGGUACUUAUGACCUCCGCAGCUGCAGAUUCAUCCAAGCAGCAAGCAAGCAUACCAAAAAUUGCUUCAGGACACUUUUACGAAAGUGCUGAAAAGGUCUGAAUAAGUGUUAUAACUCUGAUGUAUUUGCCAUAAAUUAGAUGUUCACUUAAAUUUUCUCAAUGACCAGCUUUUAAAAAUUUCUAAACGUUUUUCCCAUCUUCACUGGGGCCAGGGAAAAGUUAACAUUGUUAUUGUGUGCAUUACACCAUCUUUGUUUAAUUGUGUAUUCAGACAUAUUCGGUCUCUCAGAAACAAGCAGAUGCUUUUAGUUGCCGAUUGUCUCCUGACAAUUCUCAUUUUCAAAUAUUUUUCUGUGUUCAAGUGAGUAAUUGUUAAAUGUUCAUUGGGACCAAACAGAGAUGUUACUAGGUGCUACUGUGUUCACUAACAAUGUAUAUUUUGCAUUUCAUAAUGGAAAUUUACAAAGGUUAUUCUCUCUGAGAAAAAAAAAACAAAAUGCUGAGUACACUGUGAGCCUUUGCACUGUAUUUAUUUUUCAUUAGUAAUUUGUUUUAGAUUUUUUUUUUUUUUUUUACAAAGUUUAGUUUUAAGUUUUUUGAUUAUGUGGAGAUUUAUGUAACUGAUUUUUUUUAAAUACGUGCAUUGCAGACAGUGUAAUGUAUGAUUGUCUCAUUUGUUGAACGUUUCUAAAAUAAAACAGAAAAAGAAUA
Molecule: messenger RNA, 2410 nt
Organism: Acanthopagrus latus (yellowfin seabream)
Lineage: Eukaryota; Metazoa; Chordata; Actinopteri; Spariformes; Sparidae
Exons: 4
Coding region: 751-1491 (246 amino acids)
Source: RefSeq, a predicted model, not a curated record